AUGAAUUGGUAUCGGCCUUCGCCACUCUGGCGUAAACGUCCGCGGACGGACCGUAUCACGUCUGCGUUCCUGGCCUUUCUCACGGUUUGUUCUGCGGAAACAGUUGCGGACUCUCAUACCGCGCCCAUUGAGUCUCGGUUGAUGGCGGUGGAUAAGUCGAAUACCGUCUGCCAGGCGCGGAUGACGGGGGAUUUAGAGACGAGAUGGGCUGUUGGAGGGGCGAUGCGGCAUGCUACCGGCGUCGAUACGACGGCUACGAUUGGUUCUGCCGGUAUAUAUUUGGAUGCCAGGGAAAUGACGGUGACGGUGCCGGGAUAUACUGGUUCUUCUAUGCCAGAGGAGGGUGGUGGGGGUGGUGGUGAUUCUGGACGUAUCAAGGGGAAAGAAGACGAUGCUGAUAUAGAGUCACCGCUGGAUAAUUCCCAUUUCCUCUCGUUUGAGGAAUGGAAGAAUCAGAAUCUGGCUCGAGCAGGGCAAUCUGCUGAACAUAUGCGGCGGCAUAGACCCGGCUCUGGGCGCAGCGGUGAGCAUGGCGGGCAAGUGAGAAGACGGCCUACGCGACCAUCUCAGAUGCAUGAUCCCCUUGACGGCCUGGGCGAGGAGUCAGAGAUCGAUCUUGAAUUCGGGGGGUUUUCAACAGAUGAGUCGGGGGUUGCUUCGUGGGACAGGAAAGAAAGUGGAAUACCUCCCGAUAUGGGAUCUACUACGACAGGCGGUGAUGAUCAGGGCAAGAAACUCUCCCAGCCCGCCUUUGAGCUCGACGGCCAGGAUGCUGAGAAUAUUCCGCGAAAGGGGAUUGGUCGUCGGAAACAUGCAGGAACAACUUGUAAGGAACGGUUCAACUAUGCAUCUUUCGACUGCGCUGCAACAGUCUUGAAAACAAAUCCCCAAUGCACGGGCUCCUCAGCCGUGCUGAACGAGAAUAAGGAUAGCUACAUGCUGAGUGAAUGCAGGGCCAAGGAAAAAUUCCUGAUCAUGGAAUUAUGUGAUGACAUCCUUGUUGAUACGGUAGUACUGGCAAAUUACGAAUUUUUCAGCUCCAUAUUUCGCUCUUUCCGAGUCAGUGUGUCUGAUCGAUAUCCGAUCAAGGCGGAUAAAUGGCGCGUUCUGGGAACCUAUGAAGCUGCUAAUGCCCGACAGGUUCAGGCAUUCGCUGUGGAAAACCCGCUUAUCUGGGCCAGAUACCUGAAGAUUGAGUUCUUAUCCCAUUAUGGGAAUGAAUUCUAUUGCCCCGUGAGCUUGGUUCGGGUGCAUGGUACUACUAUGAUGGAGGAAUAUAAGAAUGACGGUGAAGCUACAAGAGCAGAUGAAGAGGAGGAUGCAAAUGCGCAGCUAGAAGAACCACAACAGCAACCACAACGGGAACAAGUUGAAGCAGUUGUGCAUGAAAAUGUUUCUAUCCCCGAGUCGACUGUGGACGCCCAGUUGGUUCCUCUAUCCAACCUAUCCAACCAUGAACUGACAGAGCUCAGAUGUUUUGUGGAAAGGAACGAGACAGAAAGCAUCCUACUUGGACUGGUGUCUGGUAAGAUGUGUGCUAUUCAAGAACGAGCUGCUCGUAUGGAAAGACAACCCGUUAUAGCCACCCAUGUGAGAGACGAUACUGCUGCUCCUGCAAGCGGAUCCAUCAGCUCUGCCAAUACUCUAGAGCAGAUACGCUCCAUCCCUUCAACUCGGGUAUGGACGGCUUCAGAUAGAGAAGAAACCCGUCGCAGUUCUACAGGAUCAGCUGUCACCGCAGAUGGCUCGCAUACAGAGCCAACUAGGAUGAACUCUGCAGCCAACCCACCACCCCCUUCAUCGCCACCCCCUAACCCAUCUACUCAGGAGUCUUUCUUCAAAUCAGUUAACAAACGGCUCCAGAUGUUAGAAUCAAAUUCUACGCUAUCUCUUUUAUAUAUAGAAGAGCAAUCUCGCAUCCUUCGCGAUGCCUUUAAUAAAGUCGAAAAACGCCAACUUGCCAAAACAUCUGCAUUCCUGGAAAAUCUUAACUCUACCGUGCUGCAGGAAUUGAAGGAGUUUCGCCAGCAAUAUGACCAUCUCUGGCAUUCCGUCUUUAUAGAGUUUGAACAACAACGCCAACAGUAUCAUCGAGAAGUAUUUUCGGUUGCUGCCCAACUGGGUGUCCUUGCAGACGAGCUCGUGUUUCAGAAACGAGUUGCCGUGAUACAAAGCAUCUUCGUCCUCGUUUGUUUUGGCCUAGUACUAUUUUCCCGUAGCUCAGGGGCGCCAUACUUUGAAUUCCCACGAAACAUCGUUACCCGCACUCGGAGCUUUCGUUCUUCGUCUCCUACUUAUGAUUCACCUGCACCCUCCGCAAGCCCUAGCCCGCCGCCUAUGAGCAGAAUGGGCUCAUCAAUAUUAAGUAGAGACGAGACGGUCCGUCAUCACCACCAAAGCCACUCACGUCAUCACCGCAGUCCCUCGGAGCAAACAGAUUAUGAAGUCGAGAAUCCUACCUUUGCAUACUCCCCACCCACACCAACAUCUAGAACCACAACGCCAGAUAGAUCUGGGAAGCACCACUUCUCUCUUGAGCCACAUGAAGGUCUCGCUGCCUCCGCCACCAGUGGCAUUGCGUCUCUGAGCGAUCCGGACCUUCGCCUGAGGCAACGUGCUGCUAAGGAUAUAGCGGAAAAACACGAGUCAGAAUCGGAUGAUGGGCAGGCUGAAGGACAUUCUUUCUCCUAA
Molecule: messenger RNA, 2691 nt
Organism: Microsporum canis CBS 113480
Lineage: Eukaryota; Fungi; Ascomycota; Eurotiomycetes; Onygenales; Arthrodermataceae
Product: Sad1/UNC domain-containing protein
Exons: 2
Coding region: 1-2691 (896 amino acids)
Biological process (GO): protein folding in endoplasmic reticulum
Cellular component (GO): membrane; cytoplasm
Source: RefSeq, a predicted model, not a curated record